CCCGGUCGGGGCUCCGGCGCCGGGGAGGGCGGCUGGGCAAGGCGGCCGGGAGACGCGCCCGACAGCUGGCGGCGGCGGCGGCGGCGGCGGCGGCGGUGCGGACCCCCGGGGGGCCUUGGCCGGACCCCCCCCACCCGCCAUUCCGCUGGCCCUGCGCUUCCCGCAACAUGUGCCCGCGCGUCACCCCCGGGCCCGCCGCGACGUCCACGCGAGAAUCCAGACUUGGAGCAGUGCCUCGCACUCUCUGAAUCAUGAGGAAGAGUACGCUUCAGGCAGGAUACUAAUUGGUGUUGUGAGCCGGGAGAGACAGAUUGCUGUCACUUCAUCUUGAAAGCAAGCGGCUUUCCAUUCUUCUCUAAAGGAUACUAUUUCAAGGAUUACCGAGCGGCUGAGCUGAGGUUUUUUUUCACCAAGUUGUACCAUGGGGUGUAUCAAAUCCAAAGGCACGUUCGCGGCCUCGAACACCAUUUUGGCCGAUGGAAGCAAGGCCAUUAGCGCAUACAACGGGGGCUACGGUGGAGAUGCCUCGUCCCUCAUCCAAGGAAAGCCUGGGGUGACUUCCUCCACCAGCACCGUCAUCCUGGACUUUGCUCACCGCCUCUCCCAAGAGAUUCUGGAUCAGGCCGUGAAGCAGUGGGCGGUGACGGAAAGCAAGUACAGCGACAUCCCUUUCAUUGAAAGCGACGUGCCGUGAAGGGCAAGGACUGGGCUGUUCGUGACAUCCAACGGCCGUCUCGUGUUCCGGUGCUAGCGCAAAUAAAGCCACGUUCGCACAACAGAUAUGUCUUAAAGGCGCCCAUUUUGCCGAUGCAGCUCGCCUUGGCUGAGGCAAUGUAGUCCCUUUUCCGAGAGCCAUAGUAGUAUCUUCUGGUUCUAGGGAUGGCUUGUACUCCGUGCACUGACAAAUCCUGCUGGGUACCAACAAUCGCACUAAAGGUGCGCAGGGAUGUAGGGGCUCAUGUUCUGUUGCGUAGAGUUGAGCACAUUCACCGGGACCACACGUGUCAGCAUUAGGGCCAAGGCUGUAUAAUUUAGAGUGGGUUAGGAUCUGGGCUUCUGCCGGAUGUGUGAAUUGUUAAUUUGCUUAAUGGAAACAAAGCGCAUCAUGGAAUCUGGUUAAACUAAGCGCCAAAGUUCCAUUUAGCUCUUGUCGAAGAAAGGAGCUAUUGAAAGAAAUGGGACAGUCUCUUAACUUCAGGGUGGACCACCGCAAUGCGUUAUAAUCUCGCUGCCACGAGGGCUUUCUUUCCUGAACAUAUCACCCCGUGGCCAGUUGUUUACAGCUUCGUUCAGCUGAGCACACACAUACCAAAGACUUGCCAAGAAAAUAGGGGGAAACAGCGAAACUAUUCAAACGGCAGUGAAGGUUUGGGAGCGUUAGCGGCAAUGUAGGGUCAUAUGUGAGCUCAACGGUCCCCGAAAUAGACCAUUGUAUCUCUUUGAUCAGGGGUCUUAUUUGUGCUGCCAACUAGCGGAGCCGGUGGCCGGAAGCCAGAGAAAGUGGCAGAAAGAGAGGAUGAGCGGCCAAGUGUGAUUUGUUAGAGAAUGGUGAGAACCCACUGACCAAAACUGGAAAAGUUAGACUAGUGAUGGAUGGGUGAAAAAGUUGAAAAAUGGCAAACAGAUUGGUCUUUUAGAAGUGCUACGUUUGAGUCCGGUAGCAGCUCGCAGACAACAUCUUCGGGGAACAAAGGUUCCGAGAGUCCAAGUUCCCUUUGUGUCUGACAAAUGUAACUUUGUCUCUCAAUUGUUGUCAGCUGCCCCCAAAUCUUGUUGUUUUCUAAGCUGCUACCAGACUCAAAUCUAGAGAUAAUCUAGAGGACCAGCAAUGCUGUCCUCUGAAACGGGUUGGUUUGUCGCUCGACAGGGUUCCUUGAAGAAAUAUGGCUGCCAUAUUGGAACCUGUCAGAUGAGAGAGAGUGGAGGAAGCUUGAUCCCGGCUUGAUGACUUAAAUAGUUGGCCAAAAGGAAACCUAAACCAAGCAGUAGUUAUUCACCCAUCUUAUGGUACCCUCUCCAACCAGUGCUAGAUAUGAGUAUUCGGCACAGCGGGAAGGAUCACCAAAUAGCGCCGCAUCUUGUUCUAGUACCGUGGUGGCGAACCUUUGUCACUCCAGAUGUUAUGGACUACAAUUCCCAUCAGCCCCUGCCAGCAUGGCCAAUUGGCCAUGCUGGCAACGAUAAGAUUGUAGUCCACUGUAUCUGGAGUGACAAAGGUUACGCUCCCUACACCUGAAACAGGUAAAAGAGCAACCUGAAGAAGUGGAAAAAAUACAUCCUUCCCAUAGGGGCCAAAUCUCUUGCUUCUAACAGUGUGCAGCUACAGCUGGGUUUGAUAGGCACAGAGCGGAUUGGGAAGAGGCAGUGAAGCCACGGGAAACAUAGGCACAGCAGGGGCACAGUUUGACUUCUCUUGGGUCAGAACACCUGAGGAAGCUCUUAGCAUUUCUAAAUACACAUGUGUCUUUCCACACCAUUUAAUACCAUUGAUGUGACUGACUGAACGCCAGACGGGGCUCCCUAUUAGACAAUCAGAGCUGUAGUGGAUUCAGCAUUAUACAAAUAUACCACGGAAAGUCAACCUUUUGUGUGAGAUGCUGUAGUACAGAACUCAGCAAGAGUCACAUUUAACUUUUGAAAAACUUUUAAAGAGAAAGGAAAUAGGGCAACUGUGCUUUAAGCCACAGCACAGCUUUGUAAACAUGAUAUUUCAUCUACAAGGGAAGGGAGACGGACCCUCAACUACUACAGUGUAUUACAGUAUAUUUUUACAAUAUUUGUUACUUUUUCUUUCUACCCAGAUGAAAUUGUGAUUAACCACUUGGAAUCGUGUUUGAAUAAAAAGCAAUUUCCUACA
This is a messenger RNA of Sphaerodactylus townsendi, 2857 nucleotides long. RefSeq names its product linkage group 02 C2orf88 homolog (gene AKAP19). The record is from RefSeq and is a predicted model, not a curated record. The transcript is spliced from 3 exons. NCBI's taxonomy places the organism in Eukaryota, Metazoa, Chordata, Lepidosauria, Squamata, Sphaerodactylidae. Bases 422 to 694 code for a protein of 90 amino acids. Gene Ontology annotation, molecular function: protein kinase A regulatory subunit binding.